CUAAGAGAUCAUCAACCACGUACGGGAUCUGUAAUAAUCAAUCCUACAACAGGUGCUUCAGUUGAUCAUUUGAUUCAGCAAAUCACCAGCAGAACGUUUCUUGCAUCCAUUACGAUCUCCUGGUGUAUGAAUUAACUGCAGUUAGAGGUUAGGGAUGGCUGCUGCUUAUGCAGCUGUUCUUUCUUUUCUUCAUACCGUCAGGCGCAUCAAGAAUAGCAGCAGCCAGUUAACUUUUUACAGGUGGCAAAUUGAUCGUCUAGGGGAAAUGGGUUGUUUGUUUCAGGAAUUUUUGAAAACCCAUUUUCAUGGAGACAGUCAACAGCUAUGGGAUCUGGAGAGAAAGAUCGUAGAUGCAGCUCACAACGCAGAGGAUGCCAUUGAUAAUUGCAUAGUGGCUGAAUUUUUCAAAGGAUCUAGAUCUGAUCUCCUGUCACAGAUUAAGUUGCUUGUAAGAGUUGUGGAAAAUAUGAAAUCGAUAAUUCAGUUGUGUGUAGGACUCAAAGAUCAGGUGCUGCUGCCCUCCAGGUCUCUUGCAAGUUCAUCAAGUCAUCCUGCACAUCACCAUCUACACCAAUACUCCAUGACAGGUUCUUGGAAGAAACCUGUAGUGGGACUUGAGAUCGAACAAAAUUAUAUCUUGGAAAACCUCAUGGCAAGGCUAUCUUCACUUCAAGUCAUUGUAAUAACCGGGAUUGUCGGAAUUGGUAAGACCACACUAGCUCAAUCUACUUACGAAAAUGAUCUUGUUUUGAGUCACUUUGAUGUCAGAAUUUGGGUCACAAUGUGCAAAGAAUGCAGCUUGCGAGAUGUUCUUGAGCAAAUGUGUGCUUGUCUAAUAGCACAAGAACACAUUGAUGCUUCUGUGACUGAUAACCAAUUGAAAGAAUUUCUUUUCCAAGGAUUAUUUGGUCGCACAUAUCUAAUUAUAUUAGAUAACAUGAUGAGUUUAGAAAUUUGGGAUUCCAUAAGGUUUUGCCUUCCGGAUAACAACAAUAUGAGUCGAUUAAUCAUUGUAAUAACUAAACCAUCAAGAAUGACAGCUUCUUUCCACGUUUCAGUUCUUGAGAAGGGAUUUCUUGAUGAAGUUACAAGUUGGAAAAUGCUUUGUAGAACUACAUUUGGAAUAGAAGGUUGCCCUAAUGGAUUUGAGAAUAUUGGACAAGAUAUUGCUCGAAAAUGUAAAGGGGUUCCUCUCUUUAUCAGUGUCAUUGGAGGGCUUCUGAAAAAUUUGCCGUUGAUCAAAGACAAAUGGGAGAUUGUGACAAGAGACCUAAAGCCAACUUUAACUUUAAAAGAUUGCGAAAGUUACGCCAACAUAUUGUCAUUGAGCUACAAAUAUUUACCCGAACAUUUGAAACCGUGCUUUCUUUAUUUGGGUAAUUUUCCCGAAAAUCAUGAAAUUUGUGCUUCUCAACUUAUUAAGCUAUGGAUUGCGGAGGGUUUUGUUCAACAAUGUCGCGAUAACAAAAGUUUGGAAGAAAUUGGCGAGGAUUAUUUAAAGGAUCUCGUCGAUAGGAAUCUUGUUUUAGUCCUUUGGAAGGGAUUAACCGGAAAGAUUAAAGCAUGUUGUCUUCAUGAAUGUAUCCGAGAUCUAUGCCUAACAAUUGCUCAACAAGAGAGUUUCUAUGUGGUCUCAAGGAAUCAUUACAUUGCUUUUAAUGAAGAGGAUCUCUCUCAAGAAUUCGAUGAUGCCUUAAAUCCACCACGGCGCCGCACUUUAAUAUGCCGUGGCGAGGGUAUGCCGGAGAUAUCGGAUAAAUCGCUGCUGCGUGUAGUAGAUGAUGUGGACAUAAAUUCUUUCGAAGAUAUCUUUCGACAUGUCAACCUAAAGUACAUUCGAUGUUGUUCAACCUCUGUGAGAGCUGUUCCUUCAGCAAUAUGGAACCUUUGGAGUUUGCAGACUAUAAUUUGUCACAACACUCGUUUAGUUUCAGCUCCAAUUGAAAUAUGGAGCAUGAAGCAUCUGAGACAUGUGGAAUUCAGUGAGAUUUAUGUCCCAAACCCUAACCCUAACCCUAACCCUCCUUCAACCAUUGAAUUGCAAGAAGAUAAUGCUAUGGAACAUCUUCAGACUUUCAUGAAUAUAGUAAAUUUCAAGUGCACAAAGGAAGUCCUUAGGAAGAUGAAACACAUCAAGAAGCUAAAAAUCAAGCUAUACAAGGAAAAUGCAGAUUACUGUCUCGAGAAUAUCUGUGGUUUAAAAGGGCUCGAAUCAUUGACAAUAUAUUUUCUUACGAGAUCGGAUAUGAACAGUGUCUUGCUGCGCCAAUUCUCCUUUCCAAUAUCACUCAAGAAAUUGAGUUUAGACAACAUCAAGCUUUUUCCGGAUGAUGUGGGAUUGUUGUCCUCUUUGUUUAAUCUCGAAGAUCUCAGAAUCAAUGGCUGCAUUUUAGGAGGCUGUUCGAAUCGUUUGGGAUGGCCAUUUCGUUCUCUAAAGUAUCUGAGAAUUUAUGGCUUCACUGAAAUAGAUUUUAGGGACAUAGACAAGUGCUGUUUUCCUGUUCUGGAAAUUCUUGAUCUGGGUACAGUGGUCGACGUUACGAUAUUUUUAGGAGACAUUCCAAGUCUGAGAGUUCUUCAACUCCAUAGCUGCAGAGGAAGAACAGCCCUUUCAGCACUGCAAAUGUUAGUGGAGAGGGAAAGGCGUGGAAUUGAUGAAGACCUGCAAGUUCGAGUCUCCAUGUUGGAUAGAGAAGAAAUGUUGGAGUUCAGGAGAAUGGUGGAAACAUCGAAAUUGUCUGUCAGCCCUAAUUUUACAGUGGAGAUUGGACCAGUUUAGGUUUUUAUGAUGUUAGAUCUCCAGCCUCCAUCCCCACUACUACUUUU
This is a messenger RNA of Andrographis paniculata, 2826 nucleotides long. Its product is annotated as putative late blight resistance protein homolog R1A-10. The transcript is spliced from 2 exons. The record is from RefSeq and is a predicted model, not a curated record. Bases 155 to 2779 code for a protein of 874 amino acids. Gene Ontology annotation, molecular function: ADP binding. Gene Ontology annotation, biological process: defense response to other organism. NCBI's taxonomy places the organism in Eukaryota, Viridiplantae, Streptophyta, Magnoliopsida, Lamiales, Acanthaceae.